UGCUGUCUUUACAGGAACAGGCACUCGGAUCCUUCCUUCACUCCUCUUCUGUACUUCACUGCUGCUGCUGUGACAAUAACAAUGGAGAACUGUAGUGUGCCUACAGAGGUACAAACCCUUAACAGUGUUCCCAUUGUCAAUGAUACCCCUGACCUUACUGAGGACCUGAAUAAGCAAUUAGAGGACAUCAUCAAUUUUUAUCAGGCAGCCGAAAAGCCAGCUGAAAAUGAGGAAUUGGAGGAAGAGACAGUCACAGACAUGAAAGAGUCUGGAAAGGCCAAAGACCCAAGGCUAGAAAAGAAAAUGCUGAAAGGCCUUGGGAAGGAGGCUAUGCUUCUUAUGCAAAGCCUGAACAAGCUUGGCACUCCAGAGCAGAAACUAGAAGCCCUUAUAAAGAAGCAUGCAGAGCUGCUGGAGGAAUACCGCUCAGACCAGAAGCAGCUGAAGAUGCUACAGAAGAAACUGCUGCAGGUGAUGAAGGAGAAGGAUCAGCUGCAAAGUGAGCACAGUAGAGCAGUGCUGGCCCGGAGUAAACUUGAGGGGCUUUGCAGAGAGCUGCAGAGACAUAACAAGACACUCAAGGAGGAGACUCUUCAGCGAUGCCGUGAGGAUGACCUGAAGAGGAAGGAGAUCACGACUCACUUUCAGAACACUCUUACAGACAUCCAGGCCCAGAUCGAGGAGCACAGCAACCGCAACAACAAAUUGUGUCAGGAGAACAGUGACCUGGCUGAGAAACUCAAAGGCCUCAUUGCUAAAUAUGACCAGCGAGAAGCGAAUCUAGAGAAAGUGUUCAAGCAUAGAGACCUACAGCAGAAGUUGUUGGAGACCAAACUUGCUCAAGCAAAUGCAGUGCUGAAAGAUGCUGAAGAGAAGCGCAAGCUGGAGAGAGCACAUUUACUGAAGCAAGCUGCUGAAGCCAAAUUACAAGUGACACUUAUGAAAGAGCAAGAAACUGACAUGAAGACCCAGCUUGCUGUGUAUUCUGAGAAGUUUGAUGAAUUUAAAGGAGCUGUGUCAAAGAGCAAUGGGGUUUAUGCCAGCUUCAAACAAGACAUUGAUAAAAUGGCAAAAAAGAUGAAGAAGCUAGAGAAGGAAGCCAGUUCAUGGAAAGCCCGGUUUGAUGGCUGUAAUAAAACUCUUAUUGAAAUGGUUGCAGAUAAAGCAGUGAAAGAGAAAGAGUUUGAGCUUUUCACUUUAAAAACACAAAAACUGGAGAAUCUUUGCAGAGCACUGCAGGAAGAAAGAAGGAGCCUCUAUCAGAAGCUACAGGAAAGCCAACCAACCAGUGUUGCAGAAGACACAGCAACUAAGGUAGCAGAAGAAAUGAAAGGCAUCCACCAGGAAGCAAGGAGCCAUGAAGAAGCAUUUAGUGAGGCCACUGCUGCUGCAACACCUCUAAUUAAAGAGACAGAGAAUCUCAAGGUGGAAAAGUCCAAACCUGAAGAGGUAGCGGCAACAUUUAUAAUAUCUCAUAUCUGUGAGCAGGAAGGUCUCCCUGCAGAAGCUAGUGAGGUUUCAGAACUCUCUAAAAGCUUACAAGUGUCCCAAGAAAGUCCAGAGAACACAACCUGGCUGGAGCUUCACGCUGAAGAAGAGAUUAAUCUGACCACAGAACCUCUGUCUAAUAAAAAUCAAGAGAUUAGAGACAAAGAAAUGGAGGCUGUUGACUAAAAAAAUUAUUAAAAGAAAAACUUUUUAUUACACACUAAAGAAGCUGCCAUAAUUCAACAAUAAACAUGUUGCCCAAGUGACUGCAA
Molecule: messenger RNA, 1760 nt
Organism: Tachysurus vachellii
Lineage: Eukaryota; Metazoa; Chordata; Actinopteri; Siluriformes; Bagridae
Gene: txlnbb
Product: taxilin beta b
Exons: 10
Coding region: 82-1674 (530 amino acids)
Molecular function (GO): syntaxin binding
Source: RefSeq, a predicted model, not a curated record